GCCGCAUACCAUCUGUACAGACAUCCGCGAACUGACCGACUGUCACAAUAUUAUAACGGAUUUUUCGUUCUAUCAACUGUUCUGGAAUACAGGAUUUUCAUUCGAGUAAACAACUAUUAGAUACUGAAUGUAUUUGUUCGGUAGAGUUUUAUUACUUUGAUUGUUCGCAAAGACAUUGAACAGUUUGAAAGAGAGAGAGAGAGCGCGCAAAUUCCGUGGGAUAGAUUUAUUCAUCCAAAACUGUAUUAGAGCGGUGGCAAUAGAGAACAACAUCCUGUGUGAUGUCGGUCUGUUUCGAUGUGAUUCCGUGAGGGACUGACAGACCUGAACCGGAGAAUUGUUCUGCCAUGCUCCAGCAGAGGCCCCCCAUGUGCCAACCUGCACCGGAGAAGUUGUUGAUUCUGGGGUGAGUGUGAGGAGUACCUCCCCUGCUCUCUCCACUUCCACCCUGCCACCCCCUACUCCACACCGAGACAUGGUUUAGCCCAACCUGUCCAGCAGUCAAGAUGAUGGCCUCUGUGGUUGCCAACGGAAACAGGACGAAGUCACUGUCCCUGAAAGGGGUGGACCCAGAAACCUGCAUGAUCGUCUUCAGAAACCACUGGGCACAGGUGGUGAAGAUCUUGGAGAAACAUGAUCCUGUGCAUAAUAGCGGCGGUGUGUGCCUUCGUCUCGGUCCGAUCCCCGGUGACGAGGCCAGCGCGGUACAGAACUACGUAGAACACAUGCUGUUGCUGCUGAUGGAGGAGGAGCCGGGCCAAGGCGGAGCGAUGGGAGCCAUCCUAGAGUUAGUUGUUGUCGAAGGAGUGAUGGAGAGGCUGUUCCUCUGGAGUCUGAGACGACACUUCACUGAUGAUAUGAAACUGGAACAACUGAGGAUGUACCAGAUGCUUCUAUCUCAGGCCAGACAGCCUCUACUGCACCACAAGCCUGUUCUCCGACCCUUAAUGAUGCUGUUAUCCUCCUGUGCUGGGGCUGGGGCUGGAGGAAGAGGAGGAGGAGGGGGGUCAGUGGAAGCAGAGUUGGUGCUCCUACUCAACCAGCUGUGUGGUGCGCUGGCUAAGGAUCCCUCCGUGUUAGAGUUAUUCUUCCACACCAGUGAGGACCAGGGCGCGGCCAACUUCCUGCUCUUCUCCCUGCUGAUCCCCUUCACCCAUCAGGAAGGCAGCGUAGGACAGCAGGCCCGGGACGCUCUGCUGCUCAUCAUGAAGCUGUCGGCCUACAACCCCAGAGUCGCUACACACAUCACAGACAACACCUACUUCUGUCCUGUCCUGGCUACAGGUCUGAGUGGUUUGUAUUCGUCUCUACCUGCGAAGCUGCAGGUGUAUAGUGAAGACUGGCAUUGUCUGGAGAGAGCUGACUGGAUACAGGUUCCGGCUUUGGUCCAGUUCCUGAACUCUCUGCAGUUCUGCUGCUCUGUCAUUAAGGUUGGCCAUCCCUCCAUCAGAGGUCAGUUGUUGGGAUAUAUCUACAAUGGCUUCCUGGUUCCUGUACUGGCUCCAGCUCUGCACAAGUGUACACUAGAAGAGGUGAUGACCACUACAGCUUAUCUGGACCUCUUCCUCCGCUCGGUGUCAGAGCCCGCCCUCCUCCAGACCUUCCUCUCCUUCAUACUGCUACACACACACGACAACGUCCAGCUCCUAGACACGCUGGUCUCCAGAGUUAACACACCCUUCCAGUUAGGUACAGUGUCUCUGGCUCUGUUCCGAACGCUCAUUGGUCUGUUCUGUGAAGACGUCAUGCUUCAGCUCAUACUCAGGUAUCUGAUCCCGUGUACACACCUGUGUGUGAGAGAACGCCGCUCUCUGAAGGACAGAGACACCUACUCUUCCUCAGCUGUUAACCUACUCUUCCUCACUCCCUCCUGGUGCCCCCUGCGCCUCGGAGCUGUGAACACUCACACACAACACAUCCACUGGGCCUUGGGGACAGACGUUCCCGUGUCAGAGGGUGACAGUGUUGGUUACUCCAGGAUUUGCAGGACAGACUUCCUGAUGAAUGUUAACUAUCUCCAGUACCUCUGGGAUGCUAGAGUCGGGAUCGCUGCAUCGCUCCAGGCCUGUCUGGUCUGGUCUGGUCCCUAUGACGGGGUGAACCCUGUACCUCGGGAGGAGGAAGACGGGGAAGAAGAGAGAGAGGAGGAGAAGACAGAUCGAACAGGCCCUCCCCUCACCUCCCCCCCUGUAACCAUGGGAAACCAACAUAGAGGGGGAGACGGAGGGAGGGGAAGUGUGGUAGAGUUGGAGUGGGAUGAUAGCUAUGAGUGGGAUGAUAGUGCCCUCCCCCCCUCCUCCCUCCCCCCCACCUCCUCCUCCCCUACCCCCCCUGUACAUAUGGAAACCCCUCAGCAUAUUCAGGAGAUGAGACGUUCAGCCAUAAUGUUGAUCCAAGGCUCCUACGUAGAGGAGUCCGACUUUCAGGACGAUGUGUUGGCCUAUAACCUCGUAGCACAGAAAGACGCUGCUCGUAGCCGCGAGGUGGACUACAAACCUGACCGCAGGACUACUCCACAGACCAGCACACCGGCUGUCAGGAGCACAACAUCGACUGCACUUGCUCACAGACAUGGAACACAUAGACGAGAGAAGGAGGGGGUGAGAGAGGAGGAGGGGCUGAGAGAGGAGAAUGUAUCACAACCACACCAGCUCAGUAACGGUCUGAGCUGUGAGGACCACACAGUCAAUAAGGAGGUCGAUGAUGACCGUAAACGCACGCCGUCUGGACCGCAUUUGGACCAUAACUGCAACAUGACGGUGACCACGACCGUGACGAAUGACCUGAACGCCGCAGAGCACCAGGAGAGAACCACCUCAGAGAACCACAUACACCCUGUCCUGAACGGUCUCCCUGAUGUCGAGAAACAGCAGGACUGGAACAAGACCGACGCUGAUCAUCCUCUAACCCCGAUUACGACCUCGGCGGUGGGUGACAACUUCCUGUCCCAGUAUCGGGAGCUCAUGCGCUCGCUGGGGGCGGAGCCUGAUGAUGUCACCGAUGACAUCACAGCGUUCAGGAAGCGGGUGUUGGCUCUGGCCCAGGAGGAGGAGGAGGAGGAGGAGGACGAGGAGGACUUUAGCGUGUUCUCUACAGACUCACCGGAACCGAAGGAUGCCGAUCUGGAACCGGAGAACAGUCCAGGACUGACGAGGAACAGCCAAGACAGAAAACAUGGGAUACCCUUCACUGGCCCGUUCAUUAGUGUUCUGCUGUCUCGGUUGGAGAACCUGUUGGAGAACCCUAUUCCAGUCAAUCUGCUAGUUACAGGCAUCCUGUCUCAGCUCGCCAAAUACCCCCAGCCUCUCCUCCGAGCGUUCCUCCUGAACACGCACACUGACCCACAGCCCAACGUACGCACACUAUACCAGGUGCUGGUCUCAGUGCGUGUCCAGAUCGAGCAGUACGCAGUGGACCAGACGGAGUUUCCUGCUACAGUCAGAGAAGCAUGGAGAUACCUACUGGCUAGAGACCAAGCACUGAAACUCAGAGAGCUCCUCCAGGACAGCCAUAGUGAAUACAGGAAGAGUGUUCUACCCAAUGGAACACAGCAGAUAACGCAGAACGUUCCGCCCUGUCCCAACAUUCCUCCGCAGGCCAGGAACAGAGUCUUCGCUACGGUUCUAUAUGCAGAGUUCUUAAAGGAGUUAGCUGCCAUUGCACAGGAACACUCUAUAGUACCUGACUCACCGAUAGAGGACUAGAUUAACACACCUGACUCACCUAUAGAGGACUAGAUUAACACACCUAACUCACCUAUAGAGGACUAGAUUAACACACCUGACUCACCGAUAGAGGACUAGAUUAACACACCUGCCUCACCUAUAGAGGAGAUUAACACACCUGACUCACCUAUAGAGGACUAGAUUAACACAC
This is a messenger RNA of Salvelinus fontinalis (brook trout), 3876 nucleotides long. RefSeq names its product FHF complex subunit HOOK interacting protein 1A-like. The record is from RefSeq and is a predicted model, not a curated record. The transcript is spliced from 18 exons. Bases 507 to 3704 code for a protein of 1065 amino acids. NCBI's taxonomy places the organism in Eukaryota, Metazoa, Chordata, Actinopteri, Salmoniformes, Salmonidae.